Messenger RNA from Oldenlandia corymbosa var. corymbosa, 2721 nucleotides. The record is from the annotation of a GenBank genome assembly. Lineage: Eukaryota; Viridiplantae; Streptophyta; Magnoliopsida; Gentianales; Rubiaceae.
UGAAAUUAAAAAAAGAAUCAUUUUUUUUUUCAUAAAAUGAAAAUGCCUUUUCUUUCCAUAAGCGUAAACGAUGUCGUAUAGUAGAUUAAGCAAACCAAGCUCCCCAAAACUCCAUUUAUAUUAAGCAAAGCUCAAAACUUUGGUGACUCUGCAUCCCUGCCCAUAGCACAACCUUCAUACACUCAGCCUAUAAUCUAUAUGCACUAAAGGUUCUCUCACCCCUUUUUUUAUUCUUCUCAUCUAUCAGGUGUAUGCAUAAUCAUUUCUUUUUUUGUUAAUUUACAAUUGAAUUUAUAUACAUGUAUGCAUGUAAUCCAGAGAAGGAAAAAAACGGUAAAGAUCAAAUUUUUAUGCCCAUCAUUCUUAAAGGUUGACUGUUAAAAUUAUUUAUUUGUUUAUUUUCUUUGACCCAUUUUGUGGUUAGAUGAAAUGAGAAACAUUCUGUGAUGUUUCAGCUUUGAUUCUUGCAAUAUUGAAGUUUUAUUUGAUUGGGUUUGAUGCUUUCUUUAAGACUUGGAAGCUGUUUGAAACAUGGAGUAUAAUUAUCCUUUUUCCUUUGUGUAAUUGGGUGUGCCAGUAGACUGCUGGAGUAUAUAAAUACUUUUUCCUCUUUUGUGUAAAGGGGUUGAAGAAAUAUACAGAGAAGAGUCUUUAUUAAUAUAUGCCAAUCCUGCUGAAUAUCUUGAUGCAACCUGGUGAAGUCUUCAUGUUGGUGGAUUUUUUUGGUUGUAUGAAACUUUUGAAUCCCUCCUGUUAUUUCAGGUUGGCAAAGUUGGAAAUCUGAGAAUUUAUUUAUUGACAUACUAGGAUGAAUUCAUUUGAUAAGUCGAUGAUACCUUAUAGAAUUAUAUUGGAUAUCCUGAAGUUGAAGAAAAGAAGAACAAACAGUUUUGCUUUUGGAAGUCUAUGCUUCAGUACACUAUCAAUGAAGUGCACAGAAUGCUGCUUCUCCAAUUUUGGAUUAACUACUCUUGCAUUCAUUUGACUCGGUUUUGAUAUUGCACUGUGAUUAGGUUGUUGUGCUUUGCGCUGUUUAUUUUAAAUGCUUUCUCUUUUCAUGACACGUCAUAAUGAUUCCUUUCUGGAUUAUUAAUUUAACUUCAUAGCUACUGUGGGAACUGGACUGAUAAUCUUUGGACAGUCAUUACAUUGCAGUUUCCUCAGCUUGACUGAUUUAGGGGAGGAAGUUUGAAUCAACCUUCCCAAUGAAUACUGCUGGAACUAGUUCAGAUCAGAAAAUGAAAGUUUAUAUAUGGGAUAUGGACGAAACUUUGAUUCUGCUCAAGUCUCUCAUAACUGGAACAUAUGCGGAAGCUUCCAAUGGCCUAAAGAAUGUGGAGGAGGGAAUGAAGAUCGGGAAACUGUGGGAAGACCUCAUUCUUCAGAUAUGUGAUGAUCAUUUCUUUUAUGAACAAGUUGAUUUUUGCAAUGAACCAUAUUUAGACGCGACGGCAGAUUAUGAUAAUGGGCGGGACCUUUCAAAUUAUGAUUUCAACCAUGAUGGUUUUGGGAACACUCCUGAUGAGGAAAUCAAUAAAAUAAAACUAGCUUACCGGCAUCGGGUGAUAGCUGAAAGGUACAAUAAGGGUUUACACAGCCUUCUUGAUGAAAAUUUGUUAAAAUCCUGGGAUAGUCUGUAUGAUUCAACUGACAGAUAUACAGAUACAUGGCUUUCUUCAGCUCGCGAGUGCCUGGAACAGUGUUCUACUCCUAGCAAAGACCUCAAUCCCCAAAGAGUCUCAACUGAUGGGAGGGAUGGAAAUGUACUGGGAUAUCAUGAUGUUAAUGUCCUUGUGACGUCUGGUGCCCUUAUUCCAAGUCUCGUCAAGUGUCUACUCUUUCGUGUGGAUGGUUGCAUUGCUUGUGAGAAUGUCUACAGCUCAUGGGAAGUUGGGAAGCGCCUUUGUUUCUCACUAAUUAGGGAACGGUUCAGCAGCCGAAAUGCCCAGUUUUGUGUUAUUGGGGAUGGUGUGGAGGAAUGUGAAGCUGCGGAAGCAAUGAAAUGGCCGUUUGUUAAAGUGGAUCCAUUUUCAACCAGAUAUCAUAGGUUUCCAGGCCUCAGCUUAAAAGACAUGGGUCUCUAUCUCUCUGUUGUAUACGGAAAUUCUGAUGGAGACAAUGAUGAAGAGUAGGUCUACUUAUCCGAGGCAAAGGAAGUAGCGCACCAUAAUUCAAGCUCCAACUUCCAACAUGUAUUGUACAGUAAGCAGUUUGCUUGAAACCUGAGCUCCAUUUGACUGCAAUUAGAAGUAUGAAACCUAAAAUCUGAUUCCAUUAAGCUGCUGCUUUUAACAUUUUUUUUUUUGGGUUUUUUUUUUUUCGAGAUACUGAAUGUAUGAGUUUCUGUUUUCUGUCUUUGUACGGGGUUUAAUUCUUUGCAUGAAUCACCGGCAAUUUCCAUACAUAGAACAAAAAGAUACGGAGAUAUCGGAUCACCUUGUCGCACUCCUCUAGUGGGAAAAAACACUCAUCACACAGUCGUACCAUUCCACAAUAGUUGCAUGGAAGCUGUGCACACACAAGGGAUACUGCAUGAACAAAUUUUUCCGGAUAUUUGGCGAGUUGGAGUAAUUCCCGUAUGAAACCCCAAUCUAAGUAGUCACAAGUCUUUUCCAAGUCGAUUUUUACCACCAUCAAGCCUUUCUUUCCAUUCAUAUGACAGCAUUGAGUGGACAAGCUCCUGCACCACCACUGUAUUAUCCGUUAUUUUGACGACCCAGG